Messenger RNA from Pseudozyma hubeiensis SY62, 984 nucleotides. Its product is annotated as protein arginine N-methyltransferase. Gene Ontology annotation, biological process: peptidyl-arginine methylation. Gene Ontology annotation, cellular component: nucleus. Bases 1 to 984 code for a protein of 327 amino acids. The transcript has a single exon. The record is from RefSeq and is a predicted model, not a curated record. Lineage: Eukaryota; Fungi; Basidiomycota; Ustilaginomycetes; Ustilaginales; Ustilaginaceae. Gene Ontology annotation, molecular function: protein-arginine N-methyltransferase activity.
AUGACAUCGCGCGACUACUACGCCGACUCGUACGCUCACUUUGGCAUUCACGAGGAGAUGCUCAAGGACGAAGUCCGAACACGCUCCUACCGCAACUCGAUUAUCAACAACCCACACUUGUUCAAGGACAAGAUCGUUCUUGAUGUCGGAUGCGGUACUGGUAUCCUCUGCAUGUUUGCUGCCAAGGCAGGUGCUAAGAAGGUCAUCGGUGUCGACAUGUCCAACAUCAUUGACCAGGCCAAGAUCAUCACAGAGGUGAAUGGAUUUAAGGACACCAUCACGCUCGUCAAGGGCAAACUCGAGGAGGUUGAUCUCGGCUUGGGACCCAACGGUAAAGUGGACAUUAUCAUCAGCGAGUGGAUGGGGUACUUCUUGUUGUACGAGAGCAUGCUCGACACGGUGCUGAUGGCGAGGGACAAGUACCUUGCACCGGGAGGAAUGAUGUUCCCCGACAAGGCCACCAUGUACCUCUCUGCCAUUGAGGACCAGGAGUACAAGGACGAGAAGAUCGGUUUCUGGGACGACGUUUACGGAUUCAACUACUCCUGCAUCAAGGACAUUGCACUACGCGAACCGCUCGUCGACACCGUCGACAUCAAGAGCGUAGUCUGCGACCCUUACCCCAUCAAACAGCUCGACCUGCUCACAAUCACAAAGGAAGAGUUGAGCUUCGAAUGCGACUUCACCCUCAACGCAACACGAGACGACUACGUGCACGCCUUCCUCGGUUGGUUCGACAUCAGCUUCGACGCCUGCCACAAGCCGGUGCAGUUCAGCACCGGUCCUCACUCGAGAUACACCCACUGGAAGCAGACCGUCUUCUACACCAAGGACGUUUUGGCGGUCAACCAGGGUGAUGCGAUUAGCGGCAAGCUGGUCUGCCGCCCCAACGAGAGGAACAACCGCGAUCUGGAUAUCACCAUCGACUACCAGGUUCAGGGCGCUACCGCUUCCUCGGGUCGUAUGGAGUACAAGAUGUCCUAA